AUGACUCAAUCGUCGGAGCCAGCAUAUCUGGAAGUUGCACGGCGCAAACAAGCUCAGCUGGACUCUGGCAUCCCCACGGAAUGGAGACUCCCAGCUGGUCUGAUUCCCGCCGGCAUGCUUUCUCCGCCAAUAGCCGUCACACGUAGCCAAGCAUACCCGAGAGAGAAUGUGAUGGAUAUUCCACGAAGGUCAGGCCUGUUGACCCCAAACGAGCUCAGCAUCACCGAGGAUUGGGACGUCCGGGGUCUUUUGGCCCAGAUGCGCCAGGGAACGCUAAGCGCGGAGGACGUCGUGAGGGCAUUUUCCAAGCGAGCGGCCAUUGCGCACCAAGUUACACGCUGUUUGACCGAGCCCCUAUUUCCAAGCGCCAUACAACGGGCCCAACAACUGGACAGCAUUCUCCAGCGCACAGGGAAGCCCGUCGGCCCUCUCCACGGACUUCCCGUCUCCGUCAAGGACUGUUUCCGAAUUAAGGGUGUCGACUCAUGCAUCGGCCUGACCGCGCUGGCGUUCAAACCUUCAACCUUUCAUGCGCGGCUGGUCAAAAUGCUACUCUCACUAGGCGCAGUGAUCAUUGCCAAGACGAAUGUAUCGCAAGGCAUGGCGGCCCCAGACAGCUACAACCACGUCUUCGGCCGCACCUUGAACCCGCUCAACCACCAGCUUACAGUGGGCGGCAGCUCCGGUGGCGAGGCAGCCCUCGUCGCGAUGCGCGGGUCCAUGGUUGGGUUUGGUACUGAUAUCGGAGGCAGUAUCCGCGUGCCUGCGAUGUGCACCGGCCUGUACGGAUUCAAACCGAGUGUCGGCCGGAUUCCAUUCGGUGGGGUGGUGACCGGUCAGCCACCGGGCCUCGGUCGGGUUUCGCUCCAGGGCGUUGCCGGACCUCUGGCGCGGUCAGUGGCAGAUUUGGGGACCGUCCUGGCAGAGAUUGUACCCAUAGCGGAGCGGUUUGGCGAGGAUUGCAUCCCCAGCCGGUGGGAGAGCGAGUCUCCGGUGUCGGAUAGGCAGACACGAGAGUUUACCGUCGGGGUACUGAGAACGGACAGUCUAGUCACGCCUCUUCCUCCCAUUGCUCGAGUCUUGGACGAAGUGGCCGAUUCUCUCCGUCGUACUCCUGGUGUCCGGGUAGUUGACGUCCCAGUGCCACCAGCCUUGAGGAAAUGUCAGGGGAUCGCAGGGCGGCUGAUGGGCGCUGACGGUGGGGGGAGCCUGCUGGAUCUCCUUCAGAGCACCUCGGAGCCACUGAUCCCGUGGCUACAGGAGAGAAUGAAACGGAGGGAGGCAUUGACCCUGGAGCAGCUGGCCCAAUUACAAGAGCAGAGAUCUGAUAUUGAGAAGGAGUUACUCGGGAUGUGGGCAGUGGAUGGGGAUUGCACGAACCGGAUCGAUGCAAUUAUUACUCCCGUCGCCCCUCAUCCUGUGCCCGAGAUUGAUCGGUUCAAUGCCAUCGGCUACACGGCCAGUUUUGUUCUUCUGGACUACCCAGCUGGGACGAUCCCGGUUCGCAAUCUCACGGAAUCUGAUCUCGACAGCGGCAAUGGUAUGGAUUCGCCGGAACUGGGAAGCUGGGAUAGAGUAAACCGCGAUCUGUGGCAGGCAAAACCUGUCGACCGCCGCGUAUAUCUGGACUCGCCUUUGAGCAUCCAGGUGGUCACGCCGAAACAACAUGACUAUGAACUAUUCCAAGCCAUGGAAAUCAUCGAUCAAGCCAUACGAUCGCAAAAAGGACCGACGUGGUCAAAUUCCAGAUCAUAA
This is a messenger RNA of Aspergillus fischeri NRRL 181, 1755 nucleotides long. RefSeq names its product putative general amidase. The transcript has 3 exons. The record is from RefSeq and is a predicted model, not a curated record. Bases 1 to 1755 code for a protein of 584 amino acids. Lineage: Eukaryota; Fungi; Ascomycota; Eurotiomycetes; Eurotiales; Aspergillaceae.